This is a messenger RNA of Lobosporangium transversale, 2798 nucleotides long. RefSeq names its product histidinol dehydrogenase-domain-containing protein. Gene Ontology annotation, molecular function: histidinol dehydrogenase activity; phosphoribosyl-ATP diphosphatase activity; metal ion binding. The coding region runs from base 84 to 2732 and encodes 882 amino acids. The transcript has 2 exons. Gene Ontology annotation, cellular component: cytoplasm. The record is from RefSeq and is a predicted model, not a curated record. Gene Ontology annotation, biological process: L-histidine biosynthetic process. Lineage: Eukaryota; Fungi; Mortierellomycota; Mortierellomycetes; Mortierellales; Mortierellaceae.
AUUGUGAUCUCAUUCUUCAUUCUCCAUUCUACAUUGUCUGUUCGCUCCUAUUAUUCUUACUUGAGAGCGACACCUAACUCAGAAUGAUCCUUCCUCGUAUCGACCUUGCGGCAGACGACUAUGCCACCACUUUAAAGCAGUUCUCACUUCUGCCUAACCAGAUCCUUAUCACUCCCACGCCCGACGACUCCCGCCUUCAGAACAUCCUUAAGAACCAGAACAAGGACGCCUAUUGGGUACAGCCUCUUGCCUUUGAUCAAAACGAUCCCCUUGCUCAGAUCCACAGCCUUUUGGACUCUGGUUCUGACAAGGUCAUCCUUCCCUAUGCUGCCUUUGCUGCUGGACUGGAUGCAUACAGCCACAUUCCUCAGGAACGCCUUGCCGUCACACUCAAUCCUGCAGAGUUUAACAAGGCUGAUCAUCUCUUGAACACUGUCUCGGUCUUCAUCCUCAAUGUUGACACAACUGAGUCACUCGAGGCUAUCAAAGCCGUUGCUCAGGUUGUUCAGAAGAGUCUCUUACCUCGUGGAGGUGUUAAACGCGUUAUUGCCGCCUUUUCCGCCGUACCUGGGCAGCCAUCUGUGCCUGCCAACACUCCUGGCUUGCUCGCCAUCUCAGAAUUGGGCCGCAUUGGCGUUGAUACUUCAUUGUCCACCGAUGUCCUUUCAAUUGAUCAUCAGGAUGGCAAAUUAAAUUUGGGCGAAGCCUUCAUGGCCACAAUUGUAUCUGACCGUCCCGAUGGGUUGUUCCCAACUAUUGUUGUGGAUGAGCAGGGUAUCUCGCUCGGAUUAGUCUAUUCGUCUUUAGAAAGUGUUGUCGAAUCCUUCCGUAUUCGCCAAGGAGUCUAUUUCUCGAGAUCCCGUGGCCUCUGGCAUAAGGGUGCUACUUCCGGAGCAACACAGGAUUUGAUCAAAGUCCAUGUUGAUUGCGACAGCGAUGCUCUCCAGUUCACUGUCCAUCAGCACGGAGCUGGUUUCUGUCAUAACAAUAUCCGCGGAUGCUUUGGCCCUUCAUCUGGACUUGCUCACCUUAAUCAGACACUUCAGAGCCGCAAGCUUUCUGCCCCUGCUGGAUCCUACACCCAGCGCCUUUUCAAAGACAGCAAUCUUGUAAAGUCCAAGAUCAUGGAGGAAGCAGAGGAGUUGUGUGAGGCCAAAACUCCAGAAGAAAUCGCCUGGGAGACCGCUGAUUUGAUAUACUUUGCUCUCGUCAAGUGUGUUGCUAAUGGUGUGACUCUCAGAGAUGUUGAACAACAGCUUGAGAAUCGAUCUCGCAAGAUCACUCGCCGACCAGGCAAUGCUAAGCCAAAAUGGGAUGUCCGUGCUAAAGAAGCUGCUGCGACUGAAACCCCUGCUACUGCUCCUGCUCCCACCCCAGUUCCUACUCAGAAUGGAAAGGAAAAUGUCCGUAUUGCUAUGAAAUCUUACAAGAUGAACGCCCUUUCUGCAGAUGACCAACGGAAGCUCCUACUUCGUCCUAUCAUCCAAUCCAACGAUAUUAUGGCUCGUGUCAAGCCUAUUGUAGAUAGUGUUCGCCAAUCCGGUGAUGCUGCUCUUUUGGAGCUGACUGCCAAGUUUGAUGGUGUUCAAUUGGACAAGACUGUUAUCUCUGCGCCUUUCACUCCUGAAUCCAUGGUUCUGGACGAACAGACUCGACGCGCGAUUGAUCAGGCCUACGAUAAUAUUCAAAAGUUCCAUGCGGCUCAGUUGCAAGAGAAGGCUCUUGUUGUAGAAACAAUGCCAGGGGUUGUAUGCACACGAUUUGCACGUCCGAUUGAGCGAGUCGGAUUAUAUGUUCCUGGAGGCACCGCUGUCUUGCCCUCCACAACAUUAAUGCUGGGUAUUCCUGCUGCUGUAGCUGGAUGCAAAGAGAUUGUAAUCGCAACACCACCUAGGAAGGAUGGCAGUAUUGUUCCUGAAGUUAUGUAUGUAGCCCAUAAGGUUGGAGCGUCGAAGGUUUUAAUGGCUGGAGGUGCACAGGCGGUCGCUGCCAUGGCCUAUGGAACAGAGUCAUGUCCUAAAGUAGACAAGAUCUGUGGACCGGGCAACCAAUAUGUAACAGCUGCAAAGAUGUUGACUCAAAUCGACAGCUCAUCUUUGGUUUCGAUUGAUAUGCCUGCUGGACCUUCAGAGCUGUUGGUGAUUGCAGACAUGACCUCCAUCCCUGCUUAUGUGGCAUCUGAUCUCCUUUCACAAGCGGAGCACGGCACGGAUUCUCAGGUGGUAUUGAUUGCUGUUGGAUUGACGCCAGAGCACUUGGCUGCGAUUGAAGACCAGGUUCAUGAGCAAGCAAGCCGACUACCACGUGUGGAUAUUGUGCGUGAGUCGAUUCCUAAGAGCUUUAUUAUAGAGGUGGAGACCAUGGAAGAGGCGAUGAGGUUCUCGAAUGAGUAUGCACCGGAGCAUUUGAUUUUACAUCUGGAGCAAGCAGAGACGCACGUAGAGAAGGUUAUGAAUGCAGGAAGUGUCUUUGUAGGUCACUGGUCGCCCGAAAGCUGCGGUGAUUAUGCAUCGGGUACAAACCAUACCUUGCCAACUUAUGGAUAUGCACGCAUGUACUCUGGAGUCAACACAGAUACAUUCCUGAAGCAUAUUACGUCCCAGCAGUUGACACGUGAAGGCUUGGACGCCAUUGGAGAUACUGUCAUGCGAUUGGCAGAGAUUGAAGGCUUGGAGGCUCACAGGAAUGCUGUUGCAGUACGCAUCAAUGACAUUCGUCAGGGUCGUUCUUAAAAGAAUAGAUUCAAAAGCAAAUGGUACCUAGAGAGGAUCGAUAAAUAAAGAUUUACAAAGUGCUUU